Molecule: messenger RNA, 2205 nt
Organism: Notothenia coriiceps (black rockcod)
Lineage: Eukaryota; Metazoa; Chordata; Actinopteri; Perciformes; Nototheniidae
Exons: 3
Coding region: 260-1318 (352 amino acids)
Source: RefSeq, a predicted model, not a curated record
UCUACGUCACAUCUCCCCCGUGCUGCCUCUACGGGUUGCUAUGACGACGUCGUUGCAGCUCGUCUGUAAUGGCAUUCAGAGUCUCUGCACUUGUGUUUGGGAAAACUCUGUGGACCGGAAAGACAGAUCACCACGAUAGUUAUCUGUGAAUGCUGCUUUCUGCUAUGGGAAUACUUAUACAAAUCCGUUUAAUGCGUUUAAUGGGACUACAGAUGUCUUCCUUUUGAUUUCACAAUGAAGCACAUGAGUUAACUACAUAAUGUCGACUUUAAAAGAAGUGGAUACCUCAUCUGUGAAUGGAUCAGACAAGGAGCUUUCAACACAGGGGGAGGCAGUGGGGGAGCAGACACCAGAAAGGAGACAUGCUGAUGCCCUUCUAGAUUUUAGUGAGGAGGUCUUCAUGAACGAACUGGAGCCCCAUGAGUAUCAUUGUUACUCUGGUUGGGAAGAAGCUGUUCAUGGUUGGGCCAGAGUUGCUCCACUGAGCUGCAUACUUUUGAAUCAGAAGAUAUACAAGAAACCGAAGCCUAAGGAGGCUGAGACCCUGUCCCCCUUGUAUGUUGAACCGACAAUCCCUAAAGCAGACAGCUCAGCCAGCAUUGCAGAGCAACACUGUGAGUCUGAAGAGGGCCUGCAUGACAGCUUUAAGAAGGCCAUGUCACUAAACCAGCCGACGGAAUACUGGAUUAACCCUGCUGCUGCAGCUCUGCAGAAAGACCCCUCAGAUUGGCCUGUCCCCAGUGCAAUGCAGGACCCCGUGUCUAAUUUAUUACACAAAGAGAAGACAGAAAAGGAAGGGAUGCUCAGAGAGACCCUGCAGCAUCACCAUCUACCCUCCAGAUACUCAGAGAACAGGCACACUAAGCCUCAAAGACACAGACAUAGGCCAAACAACAUGGUGGUUCCCAUUAAAAACUUCACAUUUUUACCACCAAUUAUAUCAAAACAUCAGAAUCCUCUAAAAGUCAUAGGCCAGCCCUGCAGUGGAAGGAAGGCUCCAGAAGGAGAAAUCCCGGAAGAAAACUUAACGAUGUUUGAUAAGAAAAGUGGAUCAAGAGUGGACCGUAUUGCUAACCCUGAGCUUCCUGCUAACUCUGCAGCACUGACCACCAAGUACCGGACAUGUCAGCAAAACCCCCACUUGUUCUCUUCUGUGAGUGUCUCUGUCCCCAGGAGGUAUCAAUUACCAGUGUAUUCCAAACCUGACACAGUGCACGGCACCAGCUACUCAAUGGGAAAGAGCCUCACUCAGGCCCUCCACCCUGGCACUGCAGGUGCACAACCCCUUUUGCACACCGGCAAGACUGUGUGCAUGUAAUGUGCAACUCAGGAUUAAUCAAGUAAAAACCUAUUUUAUCUAACGUGUAUCAUGUCUUAGCCUCACCACCACAUACAAUGUUAACAUCAACAUUUGGUAUGAGACAUACAACUCAUUGCAGAGAAUGUGGUACAACGGGUACAACAUACUAUCAAUACCGAUGACAGUCAAGUUAGCAUUCACGUUAGGCUGUUUAAUUGCUUUAGACCUUUAUUUUGUCAUGAACAAAUCCCACAAGUGCUCAUUAAGCUGUUCUAGUUACCUAGCAACUGUGUAACUACCUCAUAAGAAACAUGGCUGUGCGUGUGCUUCACACUUUCUACUAUUUAAACCUCCGCCACAUAGGUCAAAACUAGAUAUAAAGAUACAACCUGUUGCCAAACUGCAUGUGCUCUAUCAAAUGUAAUUGUAGACAACUUUAGUUUUAUAUCAGCCAGUGUGUUGGCUUCCUGGUAAUUGUGGAUGGAAUCUGGGUUAUGUAAGGGUUAUCAGUGCUGCACUAUAUGCUGGGAUCAUACUGUACUGUGUCAUGUUGGUCUCCAAAGGACAGCCAAUUACUGCCACAUGAUUUACAACUGGGAUGAUCCUGUGUUACUUUGUUUUUUUUACUACCUCUUUGUAUAGCUGCCCUGUUAAAUAAAAAAGUAUCCACGAUCCGCUUGUGGUAUUGUUAUAUAAACAAAAGACCAGCGGUGUAACUUACUAGACCACACUCUUGUCUUACCUGAAUGUGCAUGCAAAAUAAAAUGGUUACUCCAAACAUUUGUAAGGAGUUGCGAUAUCCAGCACAAGCCAGGACUCAAGAGUCACGGAGAAAAGAUGAAAGACAUUACAUUCAGGGAAACUUAUAAAAUGUUUCUUUUUUUUUUCACUUAAAAAAAGGAGAA